UCUGCCCUUUUCUCCUUCUAUGCAUUCUCUCUCUCGGUUAUCCCCAACGAGGAGGCUCGGAUAUUAUAUAACCCCAAGCGUGGAGUUUCUUCUCCCCCGAUUCUUUUCUCCUCUACGAGCCCUAGAGAGAGGGAGGCGGCCCGCCCUUCCCUUCUCCAUUCCUCCAUCCGAUCCUCGGAGAUCGUUGCUCUCCGGCGCCGGUCUCCGAUCCUUAGAAGAAGCACGAUUUCUCGCGCUCCAAGAUGGUGUCCGCGAAUCGGGAAAUGGCGGUGUACUGCUUCGACACCCUUGUCGCCCACUACAAUAGCGACCAGGCGCCUCCCCCGGCUUUCGAAGAAGGCCAGCACCCAUUGUUUGUAACUUGGAAGAAAGCAGUCAAUGGUGGGGAGCCGCGUCUGCGUGGAUGUAUUGGAACUUUAGAAGCCCGUUGCUUGAUAAAUGGUUUUAGGGACUACGCAUUAACUAGUGCUCUGAGGGACCGGCGCUUUCCUCCUAUACAAGCUAAAGAAUUGCCAUAUUUGGAAUGCACAGUAUCUAUUCUGACUGAUUAUGAAUCUGCUCUCCAUUACCUUGAUUGGGAGAUUGGAAAGCAUGGCUUAAUUAUUGAAUUUACUGACCCAGAUUACAACACAAGGCGUAGUGCAACUUACUUGCCCGAGGUUGCUGCCCAUGAAGGUUGGGCAAAAACAGAAACCAUUGACUCAUUGAUGAGGAAAGCUGGUUACAAUGGAGUCAUCACUGAGUCGCUUCGCAGGCGACUCCGUGUCACCCGCUAUCAGAGCACCCUGUACACCAUGCACUACAGUGACUAUGCCUCCUAUGUCAAGAUGAUCAGAGGAACUGCCCCUGCAAUUAAUGGUACUAGACUUAAUCAUUGAUUUAUUCAGAGCGGCUUCAUUGUUAAAAGCUGCAAAGGUACAUUCAGACUUAUUAAAAAUCAGUUGGGUGAGAAUUUGCCUUGAUUCCAUCCCUGCCAAUUGAUCUGCUCUCAUUAUUUGUCAGAACUCAUUCAAGAAAUAGGAAAAAAACUGACAGGUUAGCCAGCAACUGUAAAAUUGUUGAAUGGCUAAGCUGUAUCAUGUCUCAAGAUUGUCUGUGGAUUCAGUUUAAUUUGAUAUGCAUUCCUUCA
This is a messenger RNA of Phoenix dactylifera (date palm), 1129 nucleotides long. RefSeq lists its product as uncharacterized. The record is from RefSeq and is a predicted model, not a curated record. Lineage: Eukaryota; Viridiplantae; Streptophyta; Magnoliopsida; Arecales; Arecaceae.